AUGUUCGGGACCACUAGUCGAGGUAAUUCAGAAGUUGUACUUGAUCCCGAUAACCCGUCUGUCAACAAACAGACAAUGCUUGACUGGCUUCGAAUUAAUCACCCCAUGACACCCAUCAGUUCAAAGGCGAAGAGAGCAGAGGUCGCCAACAUAGUCAGAGAAGUACAACCCCACCUUUUUGGGGUCCGAAACUCCCCAUCCCUUGCAUCCACGCAUCCUGUUACUUACCCCCCUUUGGAAAACCUUCAAGUAUCGUCUCCCAUGGCGGAGAAGCCUUCUGGGGGAAGUGCAAGUUUGAGAAAGCGUUCUCCGCCUCAGGAGGCAGAGGUUCCUUACAAACAGAUUGGUAAUAUGAUUGUGAUACCCCCAAAACGUAGCAGACUGGAUCUUGAAGCAAAGAAGCACGUUGGAGCGGAUGAAGGUUCAAAGAUGCUACAAAAAAAGAAGUUGGCAGGCAGGCCAAAGCCAUCCAAGACAAAGACCGCUCGACCAGCAAAUCCGAAUGUGUUGAUCGAUUGGACUUACACCCCUCCUCAAUCUUCCUCGCACAUCUCCUCGAUUUCAAGUCUUAGCAAUGACGACGAAAGGCGUGAACUUGAGGGGCUCAAGCAGUUGCUCUCUACCGCACCUUUGGUUGGUCAAAACCGACCCAGCGAAAACAGAGUUUCGCCAAUUGCCCCAGAAACGAAGCCGGAGAAUGACUUGGUCAACACUCAUGCAUCUAAUGGUCCUUCUAUACCAAACUUGCCUAUUUCGACACCAAAAGUUCACGUCAAGGAUACAAAGGAUCCGAUCUCUGACGAAGCUGAUCUCAUUCAAUUCUCCGAUACAGAAGUGUUUGAAGUGGGAAACCUUGUUAUUGGGCGAGACAUCCCAGCUAUCCAAUUUCAAGAAGCUAAUUGUCCAAACAAGAAAACAGGUGUAGAUAUCUUUCAAGAGGAGCAGCGAAGAGAAGAGAGAGUUCGAACAUUAGAAGAACGCCUCGCUCAACUAGAAAGCACUAUCGAGGUCUUGGAGAAAAGAGUCAGCGCCACUCCAAUUCAAGAGCUACAAGAACAGGCUAAUGCCGAUAAAAUCGAUCGACAGACAUCUCUUCUUGAACAAGCAAGGGACGAUAUCAGUGCACUUGAGCGUCAAGUUGAUUCGUUACAGUUUGACACAAUUGAUCUACAGACCAAAUUGGAUAUAGCUUUCGACACAAUCCACGCUCAUAGAAGAGUUCUGAAAAAGAUCUUAGGGCCCGAUAGUGGUAUAGAUAUUGAAGCAGAAUACGAUUCCGAUCAUGACAAUGAUCAAAGCCAACCAAACCAUACCAACUUGUGUACCAAUGACCACCCUGAUAUCUGA
Melampsora larici-populina 98AG31 is the source of this 1347-nucleotide messenger RNA. RefSeq lists its product as uncharacterized. The record is from RefSeq and is a predicted model, not a curated record. The transcript is spliced from 7 exons. NCBI's taxonomy places the organism in Eukaryota, Fungi, Basidiomycota, Pucciniomycetes, Pucciniales, Melampsoraceae. Bases 1 to 1347 code for a protein of 448 amino acids.